UUUUUGUUCCCGCGUUUGAAAUCACGGUUUGAAAAUGUUAUUGUUUUUUUCUUGACAUGAAGCUGUUAUUGUGAUUUGUUAAUUACUACCCACGAUUAUCUGUGAUGGAUCUUAAUCGGUUGUUUCAUUUAAGGCCUGAAGAUCCUCUAAGUCUUAAGGAAUUGAUGUCAAUAUUGCAUCCUACACAGGAAAUUGACCAUAAGUUACUGAAUUUACAUCUUGUUGGAAUUUUAACAGGAACUGAAUCUCAACUCUUUAAAAAUAUCGAUGGUUUUAUUUAUCCUGAAGAUGGGAUAAGUUUAAAAAAUGAAACUGAAAUAUGCUCAAAAUCUGUUUUGUCCAACUAUUCACAACUUGCAAGCCGAGUGUAUUUUCUUCUUGACUCGAUUAAUAAAUGCCUCAUAAACGAAGAUGACAAUGUGCUAACGAGGAUUUCAUACUCGUUAACGCUUAGAGAUAUUCUCAAUCAAUGCUUUGAAAAACUGUUAUUGGACUCGCAACAACUAACUAUGCCUGUCAACUACUUCUCAGAUUAUUUAAACGGCAAGAAAAGUGGUUUUCUGGCGGUAAAGCUGAAUACUCUCUAUGAAAUUGGCAUGGCUUUAAGUGAUGGUUCUGACUGUUCGAGUAAAAUAUUAAAUAUUCUAAUGGAUUUUAUUUACUUGGAUCGAAUUCACGAAUUCAAUAUUGUAUCACAGCUGUUGAUCUCUUCCAUUCGGCCCUGUUUGGAUUAUAUCGAAUCUCUUUUGACGAACGGCAUUGUAAAAGACUGUCGAGGUGAAUUUUUUUUCCAAACCAAUUGUGACUGUGAUCCUGAUCAUUUCUGGUCUGAUGUUUUGCAAUUUGACGAUACAAAUCCAGUUCCUGUCAUUUUUAAUUCUUCUUGGGAAUAUCUUUGCAUGGGAAUAAAAUCCAGAUUAUUAAUCAACAUUUUUGAACAAAGAAAUCGUACAAUCAAAAUCGACUAUCCAAGAGGCUGUUUAUUUGAACACUUUUUACGUCACUUGAAGCAAAUAUACCAUAUAGUAUCUAACGAUAACAUCAAUCACAUCAAAUCCACCAAGAAAAAGAACCACUUAAAAUUACGCUUGGAUAUGUAUGAAGAAUUAUUUCCAUUAAAUUAUGAAUUCUUAACUAUUGAUGAUAAAUUGGAAAGCGAUGUUGAAGAUCUAAACUUCAGUUCUAUCGAGAAUAUGGCAACCGAAUCUUUUCUUCCUAGUGAUUAUACCCGUCAUGGUAUUCCAUUUGAAAUUGCUUUGCAAAAAAGUUUAACAGCAACCUUGAAAACGUUCAUCGAUCCUAUCAGUCAAUGGUUAAUUGAACACUCUCAUAAUUCCUAUCAACUUCAUUUGAAUAUUUUCAAUGACUAUUAUCUGCUUCAACGAUCCAAUCCUGAGAUGAGACUUUAUUUCGAGGCCUUGUUUUCAGAUAUUACCGAAGGCUGCACCAAACCUGAAAGUGCCCUCAAUUGGCAUUAUUAUACAUUCACUGAACAUGAUGUGACAGCAUUUCUUUCCCAACAACGUCUUAAUGGAAAAAAAGUUAAAAAUCUUACAAUAAUAGAAAACAUUCAUCUCAUUUAUGAAGAAAUGGAUUGGACUUCUCGAGCUAUCAUCAACAACAAUUCAAAAAUGAUUUAUGACAAAGCUUUCCAAUUUUUGCUGUUAUUAACUUAUUGUCGCUGGAUUUUAGACAAUCUCAGGCUUCCUAGGAAUAUAAAACAACGUACUUUAUGUUAUGCUCACAAGUUAUAUCUCAUUCGCCAUCGUUUACUGCUUACAGCAAAUAAUUUGUACAAUUUCAUCAUGAACAAUGUUCAUCAACAGGUUAUUCUUUUGUAUAAAAGCUUAGACACUGCUUGUGACUAUCAAGAUUUAAAAAAUUCAUUUGUAAAGUUCAUCAGGCGAAUUGAGCUCAUCACUAUGCAAAGGAGUGACAGCAAUUCCAAAGUUGUUCGCACAAUGGUUCGUAAAUUUGUCCAGCUGGUUGACUCGGUAGCAACAAUUUGGUCUAAUCCAGAUUUGGAAUCAUGUGAAUUACCUGAAAAAAGUGAGAUUGAAAAUUUCGAAAAAGGAUUUAAAAUUUAUUUAUACAAUAUUGCAUUCAUUGAUGAUCAUAUCAUAUUAAAAAGUUGAAAUUGUUUUAAAAAAUGAAAAUAAAAAUUAAUUUUUAUGUUUAUA
Molecule: messenger RNA, 2180 nt
Organism: Tetranychus urticae (two-spotted spider mite)
Lineage: Eukaryota; Metazoa; Arthropoda; Arachnida; Trombidiformes; Tetranychidae
Biological process (GO): microtubule nucleation; mitotic cell cycle; cytoplasmic microtubule organization
Cellular component (GO): spindle pole; microtubule organizing center; gamma-tubulin complex
Molecular function (GO): microtubule minus-end binding; gamma-tubulin binding
Source: RefSeq, a predicted model, not a curated record